This is a messenger RNA of Hypanus sabinus (Atlantic stingray), 4895 nucleotides long. Its product is annotated as interferon-inducible GTPase 5-like. Gene Ontology annotation, cellular component: membrane. Lineage: Eukaryota; Metazoa; Chordata; Chondrichthyes; Myliobatiformes; Dasyatidae. Bases 1818 to 3038 code for a protein of 406 amino acids. Gene Ontology annotation, molecular function: GTPase activity; GTP binding. The record is from RefSeq and is a predicted model, not a curated record. The transcript is spliced from 3 exons.
CAAACUGAGUCUAUUUAUUACUUUUAUAGAUGUUAAUCUAUUAUAGAUUGAAACAAUUCUGGACAGCGUACCCUACCUGUUUAUAAGCAAGGUCUCGUUGUAAACGACCGUAAAUCCAAUAUACAGCGCGAACAAUUUGAGAAACCUCCUGAACCGGUGUUACUUUUCUGUCCUUUUUACUGGCGUGUAGGGAUUUUACAUCGGGGAUCUGCAGGUUUCUGAGUAAAACUGAAGUUGAGCAUGUAACAAUAGCAGCAAACUGCCCUAAAUUUAUGAUAAAGAGGUUCGGGUGUUUCCAGGGAACGAGAGCUGAAGCAAAUCACGAUUCAGAGUGACCCAGGAUGCUGCAAACAAGACAGCAGCUUAUUGCAAACCGCCCAGAAAACAAGUGAGGAAACAACAAUUUUCUGUUUACGCAAACGCGAGAAAAUAUGCAGGUGCUGGAAAUUCAAGCAACUCACACAAAAUGCAGGAGGAACGCAGCAUCUAUAGGACGAAGUACAGUUGAUGUUUCGGGCCGAGCCCAUUCGUCAGUCCCCGUUUACGUUUAGUUAACUUUUCCAGCCUGUCUGACUAUUCCCGGCAUUGAAUGAGAUGUCAUCACAAGACCGCUUAAAACAAGGUACAGAUGGAUUAACAAAAGCAUCUGACCCGCGUUCUUUGUGGAGAAGUUGUGGAGGCCCAAGCGUUUGUGGGCUCGUCUCUCAAGUUUCAAUACCACCGGGUGCCAAUGGAAAGAUGGUACACAGUUCAUAUGGAAAGGUCCAGCCAGCCAGAGGACAGUGACCUUGGAAGUUGUUCGAGCCAUCUGACAGAGCGCUGCAACGAUGUUUCGUUGUAGACAACCUGAAGUGGACGGUGUGUGGGGUCGGUCGUUCCGCAAAGGAAAGUUGAGAGCUAAAACACACUGCCCCGACCUCACUAGUUCCAGUCAGCAGCGUUCUUAGCCGGAUAAGCAGUGGAAUCGCUAAAGCACAGAAUUCAUUGAUUGAGUGUGUGCCUUCAGGUUCCUGUACCUCCUUCCUGAUGAGGAGCAAUGAAAAGAGGGCAAGUCUUGGGUGUUAGGGUUCCUUAAUGUUGUUUGCCGCAUUUCGGAGGCAUCGCCCCUUGAAGAAGUGCUGGUUGCUGGGUAGGCUACUGCCCAUGAUGGAGCUUACUGAGUUUACAACUUUAUGCAGCUUAUGUUAAUCGUAUGCAGUGGCUCCUCCCGACCAGCCGGCGAUGCAGCCAGUUAGAAUUUACUCUCUGGUGUAACAUUGUCUCACUCUAUUCUAACUCAUCAAUGCUUUAUGGAUACAACACUGAAACAUCUCAUCCUCUUGAUUUAGUUUGGUAUUUAAUUUUAUUAUUUUCUGUAAUAACGAGAUAGAAUUUCAAUAAAUCAUCUUUUUAUUUUAAUUUAAUUGCUAUUUCCCUGACAGCUGCUGUCCAGAAAAAUAACAUCUUUCUAUGAAUUGCUUGGACUGUGAGUGCAAAUUUUUAUUUUCCCCGAAGUGAUUGCCACUGUCUUUCCACCGAGACAGCAAGUGGUACCUUGCAGCACAAGGGUUUCUGUCACUGCAUGGCAAGGUAGCAACUGACUUAUGUUUGAGAGUCCAGACAACCUCUAUUUCUUGAGUUUUAUGAUAAGUUUUUCUUCCUUGGUACAUUGAGAAGGAAGCACGACUGCCCUCACAAUCACUUUCUUCAGGUUGACUAAGGCAAGAAGUAGAAAAAUCACAGAAGGAAAGUCAAAAAGGCUCCCCAGAGCAUCCAUUUAAAGCCCUGUAGGCACCAGAUCAUUAUACACGCCAGCCAACAAAAGACGGAGAUCAGGAAUGGGAGGGUCAAGCUCCAGUGAACAGGUGACAGAGACUGAGACCCCGUCAUUCUUCACACAGGAAGAACUGAGCAAACUGAAGUCUGAUUUUGAAACAGGUGGGGUUGAAAAAGUUAAACCACUGAUACAGAAGAAACUAACUGAUCUGGACAAAACAGAGUUUAACGUCGCAGUGACGGGAGAAACAGGUGCAGGAAAAUCCACCUUCAUCAAUGCCAUGAGGGGACUUCGGAACACUGAUCCGGGAGCAGCUGAAGUUGGGAUCACAGAAACAACAAAGGAGCCAGCCAGGUACUCACAUCCCACUCUGCCCAAUGUUCGCUAUUGGGACCUGCCAGGGAUCGGAUCUACACGAGUCACAGCAGCUAAAUAUCUCACAGAAAUGCAAUUCAAAAGAUAUGAUUUCUUUAUCAUAAUCUCUGCUUGUCGAUUCAGAGCAAAUGAUGUCAAACUUGCCAGGGAGAUUAAACGGCUGGGGAAAAGGUUCUAUUUUGUCCGCUCUAAGAUUGACAUGGAUCUUGACAACAUGAGGGAAGUCAAGAAGGUUAUUAAUGAAGAAGAAGAGCUGAAAAAGAUUCAGAAUGACUGUGUCAGGAGGUUGGCAGAGGCAGGGUUUCCGGAUUCAUCUGUGUUCCUCAUAUCUGGUAAAAAGCCGAAACAUUUUGAUUUCAUUCGGUUAAAUGAAGGACUCGAAGGUGAUCUCAACAAUGUAAAGAAAAGGAUCUUUGUCCUGGCCCUUCCAAAUCUCAGUGUGGAGAUAGUUCAGAGGAAAUCUAAGAUUCUGAGUAAACAUAUCUGGAUGUUUGCAACACUCUCUGGGGGAUUGGGAGCGGUCCCAGUUCCCGGCUUCUCUCUCGCUUGUGAUAUCGGAAUAUUGAUUGGAGCCAUUGUCCACUUCCGGAAAUGCCUGGGUCUGGAUGAUGCUUCUCUUCAAAGACUGGCCAACAGAGCAGGAAAACCUGUGGAAGAGCUGAAGGCGACAGUAAAAGCUCCACUGCUGGGGGACAUAACCCCAGAUGUAAUUAUGAAGAUAGGUUGGGGUACUACUACUGCUGCAGUUUCCCUUCUGGAAAUUGCUCUCCACCAUGUGCCAGUCAUCGGUUCCAUUUUUGGAGCAGGUUCAUCAUUUCUCAUGACACUUAAGAUACUGAGUUGUGCACUAGAUGAUCUUAGAGAGAAUGCAGAGAGAGUGGUGAAAGUUGCCUUUGAAACUGAUUAACUGAGCUGUAUAAGCAUCUACCCAGUGAAUUUAUAUCACACCAUAAUUAAUAUUUUUUAUGAGGUUUAACACCAAAUCUUGUUGUAAUUCAACUCUAUAAUGUUCACUUCUACUGCUUUAGUUCCUGGCAAUUUUUCUUAUCAAUUACCUAAGGGGGUGGGAGGGAGUUUCUAAGCUGCAGCAUUUGUUAGACCAUUGUAAGAUUAACAAAAUGCUACUCUAUCGAUGAACAUUAAAAAUUAGCUGCAUCUGCUUUCAGAAGUGUACACAGAAAAUGUACUUGAUAACUAUUGGUCUAUAGAAGGCACAGCUGGGUGGGUUGCUAUUCAAUAAUCCUUGCAUUACUCAGCCAAUUACUUGUAUAAUAUAUAAUUGCAUAGGCAAAAUGAUAGCUGAUACUUGGGUGCAGUGAAAAGAUGUCUGUAUCAAGGUUGUAAACCAUUGGUUGAAAGGUCAAGUGCCACCCCAACCACCUGUACUAACCUUUGAUGUUAACUUACAGGGAAGAUGUUCACAGCAACUCUUUGCUUAUUGACCUGCUACAUUUGACUUACAUUCAAGAGAACCUCUAAAUAAUAAAAAACAUCUUUGGAGAAUUUGGGUCAAGAUUCAUGGCAAUAUCCUAGAUCAAUGAUGGCCUUGCACAUUUAGUUCUCAAAUGAAAUAGUCAAACAAUUUUAGAGAAUACUCUAUUAUGCAGAUUCUAUGAGUUUCACAUGAUCACUUCUGGACAGUGUAAAUUACUCAUAACACAUAAAUUAAGGAUUAUUCUAAGUUGCUGUCAAAGGGGGGCACUGAAGGUGGACACAAGUGCAAGACACAGAUACUGAAGUACUGGGAACCGGACUGGACUAGAUUUAAGUACAGGACUGGACAGACUAGGAGCUGGGACAGGAACACAGACUAGAGCUAUGAAAGCAGGACCAGGACAAGGAACAGGGAACUAGGAGCCUGGGCUUGGACUCCAAGCCAGAGACUAGACAAGGACACAGGACCUGGGACUUGACUGGGUUUCAGACCCCAGAACCAGGCAAGGACAUGAAGUGGCUACAGGACUGUGUUCUCCAAGGCUUCCCUGGGCAGGACAAGGUACUCCUUCAAUCACAGAGCCAGGAUGCUUUCACAGGGCUGGGCCCCUUCCUUGGACACCAGGCUGGGAUGACUGCUGAGGCAAACUGCCAAGGAAACUGUCAGGGAUUCAGAUAGGGAGGGGAAGAGAACAGUUUUGCCUCAAGAUAACAGCAAAGACAGCCUGACUUACCCCAUAGAGUCAAGAAUAGAAAGGGACAGAUCCCAACACAGGGUAACAGCAAGCACAGUCUGACUUACCCCACAGAGGCAAGGACAGGAAGGGAGCUCAAUCCAGGCUGGCUCCAAGUCUCAGGGCAGCCAGCAACCUUGACUGGUUAUGGAAACAGCCAAAUCCAUAUCUAGCUCAGAGUGGCAGGCAGCCACUCAGCUGGUCUCUGAAACAGCCGAAUCUGUACGACAAUGACAGCUCCGACUAGAGACAACAAGGCUUCAUGAAACAGUAGUCCUUCAACCAGGCCAAGAGAUCACAAAUGGCUGCUCCAGCUUUCCCCCAGCAGGUUGCUCCCAGGGGAUACUGACAAGCCAAACCAGCACCCACACUCGACCCCAGAGCCGCUUAUAUUCCCAGCCCCAAGAUGAGCAUCAGGUGCCUAUGAUUAAGCCCAACUGAAGCAAGGGACAGCCUUAAGACCUGGAGUCUGAACUCCAUGGACCGGACCGUGAACCAGAAUGCAGAUUUCAUGAACUGGACCAUGACAAUUGUUUCUUAAUACUUGUUAAUAAAUCACAAUAUAAAAAGAAAUAUCACAAGAUAACAUAAGAAAU